AUGUCUAAUAUGAAUAUUGCACUCACCAAUUCUUUUCGUAAAAUUGAACUUGACGUUACCGAGAUCAAACGAAUGCUAGCUGCGCUGUCUGAUCAGUUCAAAAAUCAAUUUGCAUCAAACAUCAUCGAUGAAGAUGUAAAUAUGAUACAAAAAAGUAUCGUCGAACAAAGUGCUCUUGAUCGAAUCACCGAGUCGGUAAAAAGAUCCCAAGUGAUUGAAUAUCCUGAUCAGCUUGGUAAACGAACGAAUGACACAAAUUCUGAAGAGUUUGAAGGAAAGAAGGUCUCGGAUAGACUUAAUGUACUGCUGCAACGUUUACACACAAAAGACUGGCAGUUAUUUUGUAAGGAUAUUCCCGAUGAUCAACAAAAGCCACCUCUAGUCCCAACUUCACAACGUGAUUUGGAGAGCAAACGAGUUCAGUUGAAGUCACUGGCACGUUCGUUGAAGCAUGAUUUAAUUGACCUGGACCACCCUGACGUGUUAAAAAACUGGAAGGAUAUCCCGGCAAAUGAUAGGGAUUUUUACAUGUUACGCCUGGAAAAGCUAGCGAAUGACAAGGGAUUCCAAAUAUACCAGUGUAAGAGAAUGUGGUGUGCCAAAAGCUUGUUAAGGGAGAGCUUUAAAAGUGACAACCAAACACACAGAAGAAGGGUAGCAAAUCAACAAGAUCCCGAUAGUUCAGACUCUAUCAAUGAAGCUUUCGAAGAUAUGGGUCGCGAUGAGUCCCCCAUCAUAGCAGACGUGCCUUCUCCUCCACCAGAGGUAGCGAAUGAACCUUCACGUAAAAGAACCAGAAGAAGAUCAUAG
Molecule: messenger RNA, 810 nt
Organism: Mucor mucedo
Lineage: Eukaryota; Fungi; Mucoromycota; Mucoromycetes; Mucorales; Mucoraceae
Exons: 4
Coding region: 1-810 (269 amino acids)
Source: RefSeq, a predicted model, not a curated record